Molecule: messenger RNA, 1912 nt
Organism: Drosophila busckii
Lineage: Eukaryota; Metazoa; Arthropoda; Insecta; Diptera; Drosophilidae
Product: 4-hydroxybutyrate coenzyme A transferase
Exons: 5
Coding region: 301-1731 (476 amino acids)
Biological process (GO): acetate metabolic process
Cellular component (GO): mitochondrion
Molecular function (GO): acetate CoA-transferase activity
Source: RefSeq, a predicted model, not a curated record
UAGGUCCCUAAAUUUCUCGUUUGCUGCAGGAGAGCGCCGCGUCGAUCGAUCGAAAGUUGAACGGUUGCCCAGCGUUCUCAGCAGCUUUCAUGUCAGUUGUAACAGUGCCGCUGGAGAGUAAAGACAUUUACUACAGAGAACUUGUGGUCGUGUAUGCCAGGCGAGACGCAACGGCGGAUAGAAAAGCAAAAGAAAAACAUCAAUAGAGCUCCAGCUUCAUCUUGCUGGUCCUACUACUGAUAGCAAGGUCUAUCCUUUUAUUACUGAACCUCAGCGUGUGUUUGAUUUUAUACUAAAACAAUGAGUCUGCGACUAACGCGCCGCGUUGGCCAAGUCAACAAACUUCUAAAAGUUGCGUCUGCAAAUGCAGCGGCCACCCACAACAAUUACUUUACCUAUGUGCGUGAAUUAUCGCAUCCGCUGCCUCGCGAGCCACCAAUUGUUUCAGCCGAGGAAGCCGUCUCCUGCAUUAAAUCUGGCGACACUGUUUUCGCUCAGGGCGCUGCGGCAACGCCGGUUGCCUUGCUGAAUGCCAUGACAAUGCAUGGCAAGUGCAACAAUCUGAAUAAUAUAACUGUAUGCCAUAUGCAUACGGAAGGUCCUGCCGAGUACUGCAAGCCGGAGUAUAAGGAUAUUUUCCGCUCAAACUCAUUCUUCAUGGGCGCCAAUGUGCGCAAGGCGGUGGCCGAAGGUCGUGGCGAUAAUGUGCCCAUCUUUUUGCAUGAGAUACCACAGCUGUUCUACAAGAAGAUUGUGAAACCCGAUGUGGCACUUAUACAUGUCUCACCGCCAGAUAAUCAUGGAUACUGUUCGCUCGGCACAAGCGUGGAUUGUGUGCGCGCCGCAUUGCUGAACUCCAAGCUUAUAAUUGCUCAGAUUAAUCCAAAGAUGCCGCGUACUUUCGGCGAUGCCAUCAUACACAAAUCACAUUUCGAUUUUGCUACUGAGGUGUGCGAGCCGCUGCCACAGCAUGGAACUGGUGAAAUAUCCGCCGUGGAGCAAAAGAUUGGCAAACUGAUUGCAGAGAAUCUGGUUAAGGAUGGCGCUACGCUGCAGAUGGGCAUUGGCAGCAUACCCGAUGCCGUGUUGAACGCACUGCACAACCACAAGGAUCUGGGCAUACACUCUGAAAUGUUUGCCAAUGGCGUUGUGGAGCUAGUCAAGAAGGGUUGCGUGACCAACAGCAAAAAGAAGAUGCAUCAGGGCCGUAUUGUAGGCUCUUUCCUUAUUGGUGAUCAGCCGCUUUAUGAUUUUGUUGACAACAAUCCCUUUAUUGAAAUGUAUGCCAUCGAUUAUGUGAAUAACACGAGCAUUGUUAAGCAACAGCCACGCAUGACAGCCAUUAACAGUUGCAUUGAGGUGGAUCUGACUGGUCAGGUCUGUUCAGACUCUAUUGGUACACGUUUCUAUUCUGGCUUUGGUGGUCAGGUGGACUUUAUACGCGGCGCUGCCGAAGGUAUUGAUGGACUGGGUGUGCCCAUUAUUGCCAUGCCCUCCACCACCAACAAAGGUGAAAGCAAAAUUGUGCCUACACUCAAACCAGGCGCUGGCGUUGUUACGUCACGUGCUCACGUUCAUUACGUUGUCACGGAGCACGGCAUAGCAUCGUUGUUUGGCAAGAACGUACGUCAACGCAUGUACGAGCUCAUACAAAUUGCUGAUCCUAAGCAUCGUGAGGCACUGGAGAAGGAGUGCGUGGAGCGCAUUAAGAUCAAGCCCAGUCCCAACUAAGGCACCAACGACAACGAAUCCAGCUGGCAUCUGUUACGUUACAAUAGUUCAAGUUCAGUCAAACAGAAUUUUUAAUUUUUCUACAGUCAAAGUGCAUUCCCUCUGUCCCCAAAAAUGAUUUGCUUUCAGUAAUUGCGACAUUUAGAAAAUUACAGAAUUUUUAUAUAAAUAAAACAAAAAA